Molecule: messenger RNA, 807 nt
Organism: Stylophora pistillata
Lineage: Eukaryota; Metazoa; Cnidaria; Anthozoa; Scleractinia; Pocilloporidae
Product: matrilysin-like
Biological process (GO): collagen catabolic process; proteolysis; extracellular matrix organization
Cellular component (GO): extracellular matrix
Molecular function (GO): metalloendopeptidase activity; zinc ion binding
Source: RefSeq, a predicted model, not a curated record
AUGAUGUUUAGAGUCCUAGUACUAGCCCUAUUUUUGGCUUUUGUUGCUGUUUCUGCAUCCGAUGAGGAAGAGGCAUAUAAAUAUCUGCAAGUGUACCACUACAUAUCUCCAACGCGCUCUGGAAACCACGACUUUAAAACAGCUGUCAGGAAUUUUCAACAUUUCAUGAAUUUACCGGUCACUGGGAAUGUCGACGAAGCCACCUUAAAAAUGAUGAGGAAACCACGGUGCGGUGUACCAGACGUUGAAUAUGGUACUUUCAAAACUCGUAGAAGACGGUACAGUGUUUUUGGAUCCAAAUGGUCUAAAACACAUCUGACAUAUUAUCUGCAACACGGCAAGGAUCUGCCGCGCUCAACACAAAGUCAAGUGAUCGAGCAUGCCCUACAGUAUUGGAGUAAGGUGUCUCCGCUAACAUUUUCGCGCGUUGGUCAUCCAAGUCAGGCAGAUUUGAAAAUGAGUUUUGGCCCAAGAACUCACUAUGGAACUUCUGGAGAAAACACGUGCCGUUACCCUUUCGACGGAGAAGGUGGUGUUCUUGCACAUGCGUUCGCGCCACCUGAUGGCCGACUUCAUUUUGACGAAGAAGAAACCUUCACCGACCUCUCUGAAGAAGGAACCAAUUUGUUGUAUGUUGCCGUUCAUGAAAUUGGUCAUAAUCUUGGUUUAAGGCAUUCCAACGUGCGAGAUGCAGUGAUCUACCCGGCUUAUCUGGGAUACAAGCCUGAUUUGAAGCUUCAUAGUGAUGACAUUGCCGGGAUUCAAUCACUUUAUGGUUCGUUUUGCAAUUUAAUAUCCAAGUUUUGA